AUGCCUUCGGUUGACCGAGACAUUGAAAAUGUGCCCAUCAACACACCGCCACCAUAUAUGGACCCAGCGAAUGCAAUUGCGAAGAAGAAAAUGUCCCGAAUCCGCAAGGAAUCAAUGAGUCACAUGAAGCCGUGUGAGCAUUGCGGAGCUCCACCAGCAGCUCAAUUGGCAAAUCAGCCACAUGAGAAAGUUCUUAUCUGGCCAGCGGCUCGACCCGUCAACCACAUCCAUCAGGAUUCGCGUCAAUUCAUCUGCUACGUUUUUAUCAUCGCCUUUGUCAUUUUCUUGCUUUUCGCUGCCUGCAAAUAUCUGCCAUGA
Molecule: messenger RNA, 318 nt
Organism: Caenorhabditis bovis
Lineage: Eukaryota; Metazoa; Nematoda; Chromadorea; Rhabditida; Rhabditidae
Source: the annotation of a GenBank genome assembly